Sitodiplosis mosellana (orange wheat blossom midge) is the source of this 777-nucleotide messenger RNA. RefSeq names its product bolA-like protein DDB_G0274169. The record is from RefSeq and is a predicted model, not a curated record. Gene Ontology annotation, cellular component: mitochondrion. NCBI's taxonomy places the organism in Eukaryota, Metazoa, Arthropoda, Insecta, Diptera, Cecidomyiidae. The transcript is spliced from 3 exons. Bases 139 to 552 code for a protein of 137 amino acids.
GUACAAAUUGCAUCUAGCGCAAGCGUUUGCAUUCUGUCAAAUUGGAUUUUCUUGUGAAAUUACUUUGAGUUUUUUUUCUGCUUACUGACACUGUUUGCAAGUGAAAGAAAUCGAAUACAAUCUCUACACCUGAUAUAAAUGUACAAACGUAUUUGCAUGAAUGUAUUCAAAAUCAAACCAAUACAAAGCAACAUCCCUUCAAUACAACUGAAUCGGAACAUGUCGUCGAAUACAAGAGGUCCCAUCGAAAAGGCAAUCACAGAAGCAAUAAUGGCCAAACUGGAGCCCAUUCAUCUCGAAGUAGUCAAUGAAUCCUACAUGCAUAAUGUUCCAAAACACGCCGAAACACACUUCAAAGUGCUCGUUGUGUCCGCAAAAUUUGAAUCCUUGCCAUUGAUCAAGAGGCAUCGGCUGGUUAAUGAAAUUGUUAAGGAAAAACUGGAAGGCGAUUUUGUGCAUGCAUUGUCAAUUGAAACCAAAAGCCCAGCACAGUGGAACGAAAACUUUAAAUUGGAGCCCAGUCCAAACUGUAAGGGUGGCUUUGGAAAAUAACCCUGGAACGCAAAUCAUCCAUUGAAACAAUCAGAAAGACACACGUUUUGAUCAAUGAACGCGACAAUUGUUUUGCCUUUUUCGAUAGAAUAUUUUUUAGACAUAAUUCCUUGCUGUAAUCGAAUUAGAUUAGUAGUUUGUGGUCGUUUAAAAUGUUUAAUUUUACGCAACAAGUCUUUACGUUCAAAAGUGGAGUAAAGAAAAGAAACAAUAAAAAUAAUUAUG